Messenger RNA from Spizellomyces punctatus DAOM BR117, 1062 nucleotides. RefSeq lists its product as uncharacterized. The coding region runs from base 74 to 991 and encodes 305 amino acids. The transcript is spliced from 4 exons. The record is from RefSeq and is a predicted model, not a curated record. NCBI's taxonomy places the organism in Eukaryota, Fungi, Chytridiomycota, Chytridiomycetes, Spizellomycetales, Spizellomycetaceae.
GCUUGGUUUCCGCAAACAUAAAAGCCGGCGUCGGCCGCUGCCCUCUAACGUCGUACUAUCAAAUUCAUCAUAAAUGGUUCCCACCAGGAAACUCACCGUUCUCGUCACCACUGCAGAGAGCCGCACAGGCGAUGCCGUCGUUCAAGAGCUUCUCAGCGGCGAAUACAAGAACCGCAUUGCCAAAGUUAUUGCCCUGUUUCCGCCUGAUUUGGAAAACCCGGAACACAUGAACCUUGGUGCCGAGAUACAAAAUAUUGACGUGCUGGAAACGAGCGUAGAUGAGCUGUCCACGUUGAUGAAAUCGAAUGGAGUGGAUGUGGCUGUUUUGGUGCCUCCGGCUACAGAUGCCAAAGUGCUCGUAGCAGAAAAUCUUCUUCGGGCCGCGCAAGAAGCCGGAACCUUGAACGCCAUCACCGUAUCGUCCCAAGCUUGCGAUGACCCUAAUGGAGGUCGAAGAAUGCAGCAAUUCCUCGCCAUUGAGAAAGCCAGCAAGGCAUCUUCAGUCCCUAAUGUGUGCAUUGCCAGAGCCGGCCACUAUAUUCAAAACUUAUUCUUAUAUACCGAACAAGUCAAGGAUUCAAAAACACUCGGACUUCCGAUCGAUCACAAAAAGUUUGCCCCUGUUGACGUCCGAGAUGUCGCCUAUGCCAUUACGACCAUCAUUGGCCAUGGAGUGGAGCAGCACCGUGCUCGAUGCUAUGAAUUUACCGGCCCUGAAGCCCUCACAGGUGAUGAGCUUGUAGCCAAAUCCGGCAUCCCCGAUAUCCGCUUCAAACCCAUCUCUGUCCAAGACUGGAGAGAGUACAUUGAACUCGUUGAAGAUCUUGAUCCGUCCGAGAUUGAAGUUUUGGAAGAACAGUUUCAUUUAGUACGGUUGGGGAGAUUGCAGUAUGUUUCGCCGGAUUUUACUCGAGUGGUUGGUAAACCUCCGAGGCCCGUUGAAGCGUGGUGGAGCGAGGCGAGGGAUGAGUUCAUUCCUGAGGAGGAGUAGUGUUGGGUAACUGGUUCUGCACAUGAUAUUGCAUAUGCAGGGUUUAUGCGAGUAGCAAUUACUGGCUGAAU